Messenger RNA from Entelurus aequoreus (snake pipefish), 1502 nucleotides. RefSeq names its product MOB kinase activator 2. Lineage: Eukaryota; Metazoa; Chordata; Actinopteri; Syngnathiformes; Syngnathidae. The record is from RefSeq and is a predicted model, not a curated record. The coding region runs from base 300 to 1019 and encodes 239 amino acids. Gene Ontology annotation, cellular component: cytoplasm; nucleus. The transcript is spliced from 6 exons. Gene Ontology annotation, molecular function: protein kinase activator activity. Gene Ontology annotation, biological process: signal transduction; positive regulation of protein phosphorylation.
CGGGAGGAGGAGCUUGUGGGGCGUGGGGUUACAGACAAAGAAGACAAAUGCACACUAACAGCACAUACGACUGGAGCAAAAACGGGACAGCUGGAAUCAAUCUUCAAUUCCUCGGACUACUUUUCCCCCCCUCACUAACAAACUUGUCAAAAAAAGUGGGAGUUGGUGUGAAUCCAUAGGCUUGCUGACAUAUGUUGCCUUAACCGUGUGGUAAAGUGUGUGUGUGUGUGUGUGUUAGCAUGUUUGGGAUGGCAAAGUGGGGCUGGCUCGACCAACAGCUCCGCUCUUAGCUUUGCGCCAUGGGGGGUUGCCAUAGUUACCCCACGGAGACCAAAGCAGACGGCAAAGCUCCUCCCGACGUCAAAAAUGACAAACUAGGGAUUAACAACAAUAACCUGGAGGAGCGUCCGUACCUCCAGCAGGAGUACGUGUGCCAGCACAUCACUCACUUGGACAUGUGCGCCCUCACGGCGCUGCCGCCUGGCAUGGACAAGGCCGAGUGGCUGGCCAGCAACACUGUGGCAUUUUUCAAACACAUAAACCUGUUCUCCAGCGCGCUGUCCGAGUUCUGCACGCCCAGCACCUGCCCGACUGCCUGUGGACCAGGCGACACGUGCAUGUCUUUGGAGGUUGGAGGAAGCCAAAGUAGUCAGAGAGAACCCACACAGUCACGGGGAGAACAUGCAAACUCCACACACAAAGACCCAUUGUCCGGGAAUCCAACCCAGGACCUUCUCACUGACCUACUAACUGAUGAAGAUGUGUUCCCUACAAAAGCAGGCUCAGUGUUCCCCACAGGCUUCAUCUUUCUGGUCCAGAAGGUGUUUUUGCUGCUGUUCAGGACUCUGGCCCACAUUUACUGGUCUCACUACCGACAGACGCUGGCACUGGGCCUCCACCCACACCUCAACACACUUUUCACACACCUGGCCCUCUUCUGCCGGCAGCACGCGCUCCUGGAUGCGGAGGACACGGAGCCGCUGCGGGACCUCAUUAAGGCUCUGGGACUGCAAGGAUGAGACAGGAAACUUUGGCCGGUUACAGCUGGAUAAGAAGUUUUGGGAAAUCUUCACCAAUAUCAGGCUUCGGUCGUGUAUAGAUUGUUAUUUUUAAUGACUUUGUCAUAAAUUGUGUAUUUUUUACCAUGACAAUGUAUGUUCUGAUACAGACAUUGCUGGUCCUUUUAAGUAUUCUACAUUUGUAUUUAAAACACCCAUAAUCUUCUGGUGGCCACCUCUCAACUGACAUACCUGGUGGUCCAAUAGCAAGUAUUAACUGUGCCAUCAUCUAUAACCACCAUGGGUAUGACAACAUUAAGACUGCAUGAUUACAAUCUCCUCUCAACUAUUAUAUAUGAAACUACUCAACUUGUGUGUACUCUGUGCCAGAAACUUGUGCCUGGAAAAUAAAAGUGUCAAAAUGUUACAGAUGAUAUGAUGCAUCAGAAAACUUUGUUGUACAGGACCUGUUUAUAGUCCAAACUGACCUGCGACUCUUUUAUU